UCAGUCUCUCUCUCAGCGGCAUCACGUUGGUUCCUUAUUUUUAUUCUCUCUCUCUACGGUCCACCUAUUUCUUUCUCUCUGCUCUAAGUUUUGGGUUUCAGGAAAAAAAAGGUUAAGCAUGGGCGAGGCACAAAACAAUAUCGACAUGGACGAAGGAACCCUGGAGGUUGGAAUGGAAUAUAGAACUGUCUCGGGUGUUGCUGGACCACUUGUUAUCCUUGACAAAGUUAAGGGACCCAAGUACCAGGAGAUAGUUAAUAUUCGUUUGGGUGAUGGAACAACUCGACGUGGGCAAGUUCUAGAAGUUGACGGGGAAAAAGCAGUUGUUCAGGUUUUUGAAGGAACAUCUGGAAUUGACAACAAAUACACGACUGUGCAGUUUACGGGGGAGGUUUUAAAGACACCAGUAUCACUCGAUAUGCUUGGACGCAUCUUUAAUGGUUCUGGAAAGCCUAUUGACAAUGGUCCUCCUAUUUUACCUGAGGCCUACAGGGAUAUUUCUGGGAGUUCUAUCAAUCCAAGUGAGAGAACAUAUCCUGAAGAGAUGAUACAGACCGGAAUUUCAACAAUUGACGUCAUGAAUUCAAUUGCUAGGGGGCAGAAAAUUCCUCUUUUCUCUGCUGCCGGUCUCCCUCAUAAUGAAAUUGCUGCCCAAAUCUGUCGACAGGCUGGUCUAGUGAAGAGGUUGGAGAAGUCUGAAAAUCUUCUUGAGAAAAGUGAAGAUGACAAUUUUGCCAUAGUCUUUGCUGCUAUGGGAGUCAACAUGGAAACCGCACAGUUUUUCAAACGAGAUUUUGAGGAAAAUGGAUCCAUGGAGAGAGUGACACUUUUCUUAAACCUGGCAAAUGAUCCUACAAUAGAACGUAUUAUUACUCCCAGGAUUGCUCUGACAACUGCAGAAUAUUUAGCAUAUGAAUGCGGGAAGCACGUGCUUGUCAUUUUAACUGAUAUGAGUUCAUAUGCUGAUGCUCUCCGUGAGGUAUCUGCUGCCCGAGAAGAAGUACCUGGAAGGCGUGGAUAUCCUGGUUAUAUGUAUACUGAUCUGGCAACAAUCUAUGAACGAGCUGGGCGUAUCGAGGGAAGGACGGGCUCCAUCACGCAAAUUCCUAUUCUGACCAUGCCAAAUGAUGAUAUUACACACCCAACUCCAGAUCUUACAGGUUAUAUCACAGAAGGACAAAUAUAUAUAGACCGACAGCUUCAUAACCGGCAGAUAUACCCACCAAUUAAUGUGCUUCCGUCCUUAUCUCGGUUGAUGAAGAGUGCCAUUGGUGAGGGUAUGACCAGGAGGGAUCAUUCUGAUGUAUCCAACCAGUUGUAUGCAAAUUAUGCCAUUGGAAAGGAUGUUCAAGCGAUGAAAGCUGUGGUAGGAGAAGAAGCACUUUCUUCUGAGGACCUGCUUUACUUAGAGUUCCUUGACAAAUUCGAGAGGAAGUUUGUCGCUCAAGGAGCUUAUGACACCCGCAAUAUAUUCCAGUCGCUUGAUUUAGCUUGGACACUUCUUCGAAUCUUCCCUCGUGAGCUUUUGCAUCGUAUCCCAGCAAAGACAUUGGAUCAGUAUUACAGCCGCGAUGCAUCUAAUUGAUGGGAAGGAACUGGCUUUAUACUUUAGUCUCUUGUACAAUUAUCUUGGUGUGAGCUUGACGAUACAUUGGGUCACGAGCUUUUCCUCUUUGUGCAUUUCCUUUCAGCUAAAUAAUAAAAGCGGCAUUUGAAGACAAUGAUACUACUUUGAGAACCAGUUACAUCGUGUAAUUUAUUAUCUAUUGUAUUAAGAGGACAUGCUGCAGUGUAUUGGUUUUGUUUAAACUUCAGCAAUAUUAGGGGCUACUAGGAAUUAUAAAGCCCUUUUUUGUAUGAAGCACAAUUUAUUGUUAUAAGCUGAUUCUUUUUGAAUAACACAGCCUUGGAUCAGA
Nicotiana attenuata is the source of this 1916-nucleotide messenger RNA. Its product is annotated as V-type proton ATPase subunit B2. Gene Ontology annotation, molecular function: proton-transporting ATPase activity, rotational mechanism; ATP binding. Gene Ontology annotation, biological process: proton transmembrane transport; ATP metabolic process. Gene Ontology annotation, cellular component: proton-transporting V-type ATPase, V1 domain. The record is from RefSeq and is a predicted model, not a curated record. The transcript has 15 exons. The coding region runs from base 119 to 1585 and encodes 488 amino acids. Lineage: Eukaryota; Viridiplantae; Streptophyta; Magnoliopsida; Solanales; Solanaceae.